Messenger RNA from Bombina bombina (fire-bellied toad), 1135 nucleotides. RefSeq names its product T-cell surface glycoprotein CD3 epsilon chain. The record is from RefSeq and is a predicted model, not a curated record. NCBI's taxonomy places the organism in Eukaryota, Metazoa, Chordata, Amphibia, Anura, Bombinatoridae. Gene Ontology annotation, cellular component: external side of plasma membrane; alpha-beta T cell receptor complex; membrane. Bases 315 to 857 code for a protein of 180 amino acids. Gene Ontology annotation, biological process: cell surface receptor signaling pathway; positive thymic T cell selection. Gene Ontology annotation, molecular function: transmembrane signaling receptor activity. The transcript is spliced from 6 exons.
AGCAAAGCAAGGCACAGAUAUAGAGGAAAGUCAGCAGUGUACAGGUAGUUGUACCUUUCACUGGACAAACAAACCAGACUAGGGCCAUUUUUCUGCUUUGGGAGCCACAUGAGCUCCUUGUGCACGUAUGAUUAUUGACAUCACUUGUCUGAAAAAAAAGCUAACAGAGUUACAGAGGAAACACAGGAGGGGAGACAUCAGACACAGCUAGCAAACGGAAGCAGAGACAAACUAGAGACGGUGAGGAGAAGGGUGCAGAACCGCAACAUAAAGAGAACAAAAUACACUUAGUAAAAAGUCAGUGAAGGUGGAGAAUGGAUCCCCCAAUCCUGCCGUGUGUCCUGUACCUCAUGCUGUAUAUGGGUUCGGUGUCUAUGGAAGAAGAUGAUUCUCCAUUCCAAGUGAGUAUCUCAGGAAGGUCAGUCAAGAUAACUUGUCCUGACAACAAUGGAUAUUUUUUAACGGAUAACAAUGGAAAGAGUUAUAGCAAUAAAGAAAGUUUCUUGAGUUUUGAGAAUUAUGAUGACAUGAGUAAUGGGAUUUACUCAUGCGAAGCCAAUGGAAUAAAAAGGAAUUUCUACAUAAAGGCUCAAGUGUGUGACACCUGCACAGAAGUCUCAAUUCCAGUGGUAGUUGGAGUGCUAUGUGCUGACUGCUUGGUCACACUUGGAGUGGCCCUUAUUGUCUAUUUUGGCUGCAAGCAACACAGUGGACAAAAAAGAGAUGGAGGAAUGGCAAAUGGCGCAAGACAGAGAGGGAAACCGGAAGGCCCACCUCCUGUUCCCAACCCUGACUAUGAGCCAAUCCGCAAAGGACAACGUGAUGAAUAUGACAGAUUGGGCCCACGUUUCAAAUGACCUGGAUUUUUUUGCCACAUGAAACGUUGUGCUCUUUAUUUUUGUGUGCUGUUAUUUUCCUCUUUUGUAUAAAAUAUUUAAUGGAUUAAAGGGUCAUUCCCACUGGAAGUCAAGUGACUGACACACAUAAGUGAUGAACAUUAAAUUCAGAGCUCACAUUUCAAAUGACCUGGAUUUGUCUGCUUCGUGAGUUGUUAGCGCCUCUAUUCCCUAUGCUAUUUUUAAUAAUGUCAUCCUCUUAGUGUUAAUAAAAUAUAUUUUCUAAACAUACAGAAGAA